GACCCUGUCGUCCUGGCUGGUUUUGCAAAAGACAAUGCAUUAACGCUCGGUGUGUCGGCGCUGACAACAGACCCUGGAUCUUUGCUGGAUCACACACACAUGUCGACCAAACAGUGGAAAUCAUAUGCUAGAUAAGAGCGGAGGCCCCCCCGGCGGACCAUGGGGCUGACGGAGCUGACGGAGCUGCCGGUGCUGCUGCUUCUCGGGCUGCUCUGGUUCCGCUGCGCUCCGCUGUGUGCAGCAGGCUGCAGUGAGCAGGUGGAGGUCCAUGCGGAGCGGAGGGGUGUGAUCUACAGCCCCUCCUGGCCUUUAAACUACGCACCUGGGGUCAACUGCAGCUGGCGCAUUCAAGGAAGUCAAGGAGAGGUUAUCACCAUCAGUUUCCGUAACUUUGAUGUGGCCGAGUCAUGGAGAUGCGUCGGAGACUGGCUCCUGCUGACACCUACAUGGAGCGGGGAAUCCAGGCUGUGUGGCCCUUUUCUGCCUCCUCCCUUCAUCUCCACCAGGGGGCGUGUUUGGAUCCACUUCCACUCUCAAGCUAACAGCUCUGGGCAGGCCCAGGGCUUUCGACUCUCCUACAUUAGAGGCCAUCUUGGUCAGAGCAGCUGUCAGUCAGACGAGUUCCUGUGCGGGAAUGGGAAGUGUCUUCCUCGCUCCUGGAAGUGCAAUGGUCAGGAUGAAUGCGGUGAUGCUACAGAUGAACGAGGCUGCUCCCCUCCUCCCACUGACUUCCAGCCUGGCCUCUGCCCCAUCGGGACCAUGCCGUGCACAGAGGCCCAGACCACCCGCUGUCUCCCUGCUGCCCUGCGCUGCAACAGAGCCAGAGACUGCCCCGACGGAGCAGACGAGCUGGGCUGCCCCGACACCACCUGUGGCAAGCAUCUGGGGAACUUUUACGGCUCCUUUGCCUCUCCAGAUUUUUUCCACCCUAACCGGAGCGUUGUUUCCGAGCUGAAGUGCUUCUGGUUGCUGGACACUCAGGACCCCAAGCCCAUCGUGCUGCAGCUGGACCUGCAGCUGGGGCCCGGAGACUCUCUGCAUGUCUAUGAUGGCCUGCUGCAGCGGGCCGAGCAUCUCCUGCAGGUUUUGUCGCACCAUAACAACAGGCGCCCGGCGCUGCUGGAGUCAAGCCGAGGUCAGAUGAGCGUAUUGUACGUGGCGCAGCCUCACAGCCCUGGACAUGGCUUCAAUGCCACAUAUCAGGUCAAAGGUUACUGUUUUCCUGGCGAGCGUCCCUGCGGCAGUGAUCAGGGCUGCUACUCUGAACGCCAGCGCUGCGAUGGCUACUGGCACUGUCCGUCCGGUCGCGACGAGGAGGCAUGCACGAUGUGCCCGGAGGGGGAGUUCCCGUGUGAAGGUGGUACUGGAGCGUGUUACCCAGCGUCUGAGCGUUGCAACAAUCAGAAGAAGUGCCCAGAUGGGUCGGACGAGAAGAACUGUUACGACUGCCAGCCUGGAAAUUUCCACUGUGGGACUAACCUGUGCAUCUUUGAGACGUGGCGCUGCGACGGCCAGGAGGACUGCCUGGAUGGGAGCGAUGAGAGAGACUGCCUGGCUGCGGUGCCGAGGAAGGUGAUCACGGCCGCCCUGAUCGGUAGUCUGGUCUGCAGUCUCCUGCUGGUUAUUGCUCUGGGCUGUGCCCUCAAACUCCACUCCCUCAGGAACAGAGAGUACAGAGCAUUUGAGACUCAGAUGACUCGCAUGGAGGCAGAGUUUGUUCAGAGAGAAGCUCCUCCUUCAUACGGUCAGUUAAUCGCCCAGGGUCUCAUUCCUCCAGUGGAGGAUUUCCCAGUAUACAACCCCACCCAGGCCUCUGUGUUACAGAACCUUCGGCAUGCGAUGCGCAGGCAGAUCAGGCGCCACUCCACUCGCCGCUCCAACACCUCCUCCUCUCGAAGGCGUCUCGGGCAUCUGUGGAAUCGUCUGUUCCACAGGGGAAGCCGAGCCAGAGGCCACGCCCCACUGCUGGAUCCCCCCGAACCCACACAGGUCACACUGGGGCUUCACAGCUACCAAACUGCGGGGGAGCCGGGACCCCAGGGGAGGGCCAUGCCAGAGGUCAGACUUGGGGGUGAAGUUGAUGAAGGAGGUUUGUCGAGCUCAGCUGGGGUGGACCUGCAGCCCGAGACACCGGAGAGCCCAGCAUCUCCUCUCUCUUUUCACUCAGUUGACAGUCCAGAUGAAGAGGAACUGUCACCAGUCAGCAGUGCAAGGACUCCACAAUCUGGGCCCCCCACACCUUGCCCGAGUGACUCUUCAGCCCACAACAGACUUCCUCACACCACCCAGUUAGCAUCUGUACGCCCCAUCCACCGCCGGCCAUCUAGAAAAUUAGUUUUGGAGCUUGCAGUUAAUCUAAAGGGUGUUUCUUUAAGACAUUACUCACCCUUAGGGCCUCUGUCCCCUGUCUCACCCCCUGUGUUUCCCAGCAGCUCCCAAACACAAUCAGCCCAGCUUCACCUGCAGGGUUCAGAGGCCACAUCACCCACUGGGCCCACUGGGUCUUCUGUGAAAGCAGAGGACCGUGACCGCCACUCCACUGUGGAUUUGCCAAGCAGGGAAAUAAGAAGCAGGGAUGAGAGGAAGAGAGAAGGAAAGCGCAGACUUGCCAGGUUCAGCAAAGCUCUCAGUGAGGAGGGAGGAGACUCAGGGAGGGAGGCACCAUGCUGAAAAGCUUGGCAGGAUAUUCCUUUCAUUGCUGAGACCGAGCAUGGGCUCAGAUAAAGUGUCCUUGAAUUGUGUCUGCACCACAUUCAGAUGGGAGGAACUCAACAUUGCCCCUUCUUCUGCAGGAGACACAAUAUCACUAGAAUAUUACACAAUUUAAUAUUCUGAAUACUUAAAAUGUGCAGUUGCACAAAAUGCAGUCUUUUCCUAAGAUGAAUAAAACCAGCAUUCCUUGUAGUCCUCUUGUAAAUCUCUUUUAAAAGCUCACUGAGUAGCUUCAUGUUGAUUCCUAUAGUGAAAUACUUAAAGAAAGCCCUUCUUUUUAAGUUUGACUGUUCCAGAAAAUCAACUAAAUUUAGGCCACAGAUACUGAAACAACCAAACAGCUUUUUGUGUCAUAACCCAGAGCUAUUACAUGCCGCUAUAUACUGUAAGCCGUAAAAGCCUAUGGAGGGAACUCUGUUCUUUCCACUCUGAUGUAUAAGUGGAUAUUAUCAAUAUUGUAUGAUGUUUUUUUAGUAUGUCUUGGCUGUCUGCCUAAGUUCAGGAUGACCGGUGAUAUUUUACAUUUUUAAUGCAAAGGCUAAACAAAUUUGUUUUCUUUUCAUGUUUUAAAACUUUUUGAC
Melanotaenia boesemani (Boeseman's rainbowfish) is the source of this 3293-nucleotide messenger RNA. RefSeq names its product low density lipoprotein receptor-related protein 3 (gene lrp3). The transcript has 7 exons. Bases 160 to 2670 code for a protein of 836 amino acids. Gene Ontology annotation, molecular function: protein binding. The record is from RefSeq and is a predicted model, not a curated record. Gene Ontology annotation, cellular component: plasma membrane. NCBI's taxonomy places the organism in Eukaryota, Metazoa, Chordata, Actinopteri, Atheriniformes, Melanotaeniidae.